CACCACAACUCGGAUCAGUUUGGGUUCCGAAGCGGAGCGGAGCGUCCCCAGACGACGCGACGUCAGCUGUUCGCGAUGGUGCCCUUGUUCGUGCUGGCCGUCGCCGCCCUGGCGGGGUGCGCGCACGGGUCCGCGUAUAACAAGGUGACUGCGGCGUCACCCCGCCUCUUCCAGGAGGUGAGCGGGGGCCGCACCUCCGAGGAGGGCGACGUGGACCCCGGCACGCCACUGUUCCUCACCCCCCUCAUCGAGAGCGGCAACUGGUCCGGCGCGCAGCACGCCGCCGCCGUCAAGCCUCUCGCCGGGAACGUCAAGAGUUACUCGGGAUUUCUCACUGUGAACAAGGAACUAGACUCCAACAUGUUCUUCUGGUACUUCCCCGCCGAGAACGGCGCGAGCGACGCCCCCGUGGUGCUGUGGCUGCAGGGCGGGCCCGGGGCUAGCUCGCUGUACGGCCUGUUCGCGGAGAACGGCCCCUACUCGUGCGAGGGUGGCAAGGUGAAGCUGCGCAAGUACUCGUGGAGCAAGCAGUACAACCUGAUCUACAUCGACAAUCCCGUCGGCGCGGGCUACAGCUUCACCGGCCAGGACCAGGGAUACGCGCGCAACCAGACACAGGUGGGGCGGGACCUCUACAGCGCCAUGGUCCAGUUCUUCCGGAUGUUCCCCCAGCUCCACGGACGCCCAUUCUUCAUCACGGGCGAGUCUUACGCCGGCAAGUACGUCCCCGCGCUGGGCUACGCGAUCCACCGCAACAACCCGACGGCCGCGGCCACCGACCGCAUCAACCUGCAGGGUCUCUUUAUCGGUAACGGCUUCACAGACCCCGAGAACAUGAUGCACUACAGUGACCUGGUGUUCCAACUCGGGCUCGUGGACGCGGCGGGACGCGAGGCCCUCGGGGCGAGCGAGGAGCGCAUCGUGCAGCGCAUCAAGGAGCGCCGCUGGCUGGACGCCUUCAUGGAGAACGACCUCAUGUUGGGCGGCGACCUCACGCCUUACCCGACGCUCUUCAAGAACCUCACGGGCUUCGACUUCUACUUCAAUUUCCUGUACACGGCGGACCCGGACCACGGCGACGGCACUCGCCUGGUCCAGACCCCCGAGGUGCGCCGCGCUCUGCACGUCGGCAACGCGACGUGGGACCGCAGCACCAUCGUGGAGACACACAUGAGGGAGGACAUGCUGCAGUCGGUGGCGCCGUGGCUGGCCGAGCUGCUGGACCACUACCGCGUCAUGCUGUACAACGGCCAGCUCGACAUCAUCGUCGCCUACGCGCUCACCGACAGCUACCUCAGCAAGCUCAAGUGGAGCGGCGCCGAGGAGUUCGCGCGCGCCCCGCGCCGCCAGUGGGUCACGCGCGGUGAGCUCGCCGGCUACGCCAAGCAGGCCGGCAGGCUCACGCAGGUGUUGGUGAGGGACGCCGGGCACAUGGUGCCCGCUGACCAGCCUCGCUGGGCGCUCGACCUGCUCAGCAGGUUCAUCGCGAACAAACCGUUCUAAUUUACAGUCACCUCGCGAUAAGUGUCCGCUCGAUAAGUGUACGUUUUAGGUCCGGGCCCUCGGCUCAGAAAUGUUGCAAGUUUACUCGCCACUCCCCUAAGCCGGUGUGAUUGACAGGUCAUCCAGUGCGUGGAGCCCUGGCUCGACCAUGGCUGGACCCGAGCCUGGGAUCGGACUGGGCCAGGCGCGCCGACAAUGCCAACGGGCACCUUGCUUGCCGUGGCUUACCUGAGAACGUGCUGUAGCACGCGGACACUUAGAGCGGACACUUAUCGAGCGUCGGCGGGACAUAUACAGAUCGGGCGGGUCCCCAGCGACGCACCGAACAAUGAGCUCCUCGGACUCGCGAGGCUCCGAGCCAGACGCUCCCAACAGGUGUUAAACGUUUUGCUCCCUUCGAUAUGUGUCUGGCGCCGGUCCCGCCAUCGGACACUUAUCGCGAGGUGACUGUACUUCGUAGACUUGUAAAACUUUUUGAAAUAAAAAUGUUAUCUCUACUCUA
Frankliniella occidentalis (western flower thrips) is the source of this 2005-nucleotide messenger RNA. Its product is annotated as venom serine carboxypeptidase-like. The transcript has 4 exons. Gene Ontology annotation, biological process: proteolysis. The coding region runs from base 76 to 1503 and encodes 475 amino acids. Gene Ontology annotation, molecular function: serine-type carboxypeptidase activity. NCBI's taxonomy places the organism in Eukaryota, Metazoa, Arthropoda, Insecta, Thysanoptera, Thripidae. The record is from RefSeq and is a predicted model, not a curated record.